AUGGAGGAACUACAGGCACGACAUCGCAAAGAGCAACGCGAACUGCAGGCUCGAAUCACGCAAAAGAAAAAGAACGCCACCAAGAAAACACGCAAAGGCGUCAAUGAUGAAUGUGACAAGCUCCAGCAAGAAUUGAACCAGAAGCAGAACCUUGAGAUCUCACAAUUAAAUGGUGAUGAUGUUUCUGCGACAGCCGACAGCUUAGAUCAUCUCGACUUAAAUGACGAGGCAAAUCAGCAGAGCACUACAGAAUCUGCACCUCCAGCAUCUGACGCUGUUCCUAAACUAGAUUUACCUACAGGAGAACCAGGGAACAGAGGGAAGAAGCCAAAUCGUCAAAAAGCACGACUCGCAAGGCGAGAGGCAGAAAGAGUAGCGCAGGCGGAGAUCGCCGCCGAAGAGGCUGCAAAGCAGACCGACCAUCGCGGGAACGAAAAAGAGGUUAUGGAUGCAGCGUUUUCACGAAUUGGCUUGAAGGAGAUCGAAAUCACUCCAGAUGGUCAUUGCCUUUAUUCAGCGAUUGCCUGCCAGUUGAAUGAUUUAGGGCUCGGCUUGAAGCCUGACCCUAGUCGCAUCGUGUUACAGCCUGCUACGGUCUCGCGGAUCGAUACCGUAGCGUCUCCUAGACACGAUGGCUAUCGAGCAGUGAGGGCAGUCACGGCAGAUUAUAUAAAAGAACACCAAGACGACUUUGUCCCAUUCAUGGAGGAACCGCUGGAUGAAUACGUCAAGAAGAUCAGGCUCACUGCCGAAUGGGGUGGGCAGCUAGAACUACAGGCAAUUGCAAGAGCUUAUGGGGUGGAGAUUAAUGUUCUGCAAGGUGACGGUAGGAUCGAAAAGAUUGAAGGUGCUGGAGAUGAUGCAGACUUGGAACAACAAAAAAGGCAAAUAUGGCUGGCAUAUUAUAGGCAUACAUACGGGUUGGGAGAACAUUACAAUGCGCUAGUUCAAAAAGCAGCGUGA
This is a messenger RNA of Talaromyces proteolyticus, 963 nucleotides long. Its product is annotated as OTU-like cysteine protease. Bases 1 to 963 code for a protein of 320 amino acids. NCBI's taxonomy places the organism in Eukaryota, Fungi, Ascomycota, Eurotiomycetes, Eurotiales, Trichocomaceae. The record is from RefSeq and is a predicted model, not a curated record. Gene Ontology annotation, biological process: protein deubiquitination. Gene Ontology annotation, molecular function: cysteine-type deubiquitinase activity. The transcript has a single exon.